CGGAGGAAGGGGAGGAGGCCGGGUGUUUCCUGGUGCAUUCCCGACCCGCCCCAGUGACUCACUGGGGGUAGGAGAGCUCCCCGGGCCCGCCCUGGACGAGCGAAGGCGGCGCAGACCAGUAUGGCUGCCCAAGUGACGCUAGAAGAUGCGCUGUCCAACGUGGACCUCCUGGAGGAGCUGCCGCUGCCUGACCAGCAGCCCUGCAUUGAGCCUCCACCUUCCUCCCUGCUCUAUCAGCCCAACUUCAACACCAACUUUGAAGACAGAAAUGCAUUUGUCACGGGCAUUGCAAGAUACAUUGAACAGGCGACUGUCCACUCUAGCAUGAACGAGAUGCUGGAGGAAGGCCAGGAGUAUGCUGUCAUGCUGUACACCUGGAGGAGCUGCUCUCGCGCCAUCCCUCAGGUGAAGUGCAACGAGCAGCCUAAUAGAGUUGAGAUUUAUGAGAAGACGGUGGAAGUCCUUGAACCAGAGGUCACAAAACUGAUGAAUUUUAUGUACUUCCAGAGAAAUGCCAUCGAGCGUUUCUGUGGGGAAGUGAGACGCCUGUGUCAUGCAGAGAGGAGGAAGGACUUUGUGUCUGAAGCCUACUUGAUCACGUUGGGCAAAUUCAUCAACAUGUUUGCCGUGCUGGACGAGCUGAAGAACAUGAAGUGUAGCGUGAAGAAUGACCACUCAGCAUAUAAGAGGGCUGCUCAGUUUUUACGGAAAAUGGCGGAUCCGCAGUCCAUUCAGGAGUCCCAGAAUUUGUCCAUGUUCCUGGCCAACCACAACAAGAUCACCCAAUCUCUGCAGCAGCAGCUCGAGGUCAUUUCCGGCUAUGACGAGCUCCUGGCGGACAUCGUGAAUCUCUGUGUGGAUUACUACGAGAACAGGAUGUACCUGACGCCCAGUGAAAAGCACAUGCUUCUCAAAGUCAUGGGAUUUGGUCUGUACCUGAUGGAUGGGAGUGUCAGUAACAUCUACAAACUAGAUGCCAAGAAAAGAAUCAACUUAUCCAAAAUAGACAAGUACUUCAAGCAGCUGCAGGUGGUUCCCCUGUUUGGAGAUAUGCAGAUAGAGCUGGCGAGAUACAUCAAGACCAGUGCGCACUAUGAGGAGAAUAAGUCCCGGUGGACCUGCACAUCCUCAAGCAGCAGCCCGCAGUACAAUAUCUGUGAACAGAUGAUCCAGAUCCGGGAGGACCACAUGCGCUUCAUCUCUGAGCUGGCACGCUACAGCAACAGCGAGGUGGUCACCGGGUCUGGCCGGCAGGAGGCCCAGAAGACGGAUGCUGAGUACCGGAAGCUCUUCGACCUGGCUCUGCAGGGCCUGCAGCUUCUGUCGCAGUGGAGCGCACACGUCAUGGAAGUGUACUCCUGGAAGCUGGUCCACCCCACUGACAAGUACUCCAACAAGGACUGCCCGGACAAUGCUGAGGAGUAUGAGCGCGCCACACGCUAUAACUACACCACUGAGGAGAAGUUUGCCCUGGUGGAGGUGAUUGCCAUGAUCAAAGGCCUGCAGGUGCUGAUGGGCAGGAUGGAGAGCGUAUUCAAUCACGCCAUCAGGCACACUGUCUACGCUGCACUGCAAGACUUUUCCCAGGUGACCCUCAGAGAGCCGCUGAGACAGGCCAUCAAGAAGAAGAAGAACGUCAUCCAGAGUGUUCUGCAGGCCAUCAGGAAGACUGUGUGUGACUGGGAGACUGGGCACGAACCCUUCAACGACCCAGCUCUCCGGGGCGAGAAGGACCCCAAGAGUGGCUUUGACAUCAAGGUGCCACGGCGUGCUGUGGGGCCCUCCAGUACACAGCUCUUCCUGGUGCGCACUAUGGCCGAGUCCUUGAGCUCUGCCGAGCUGCAGAGGCAGCUCAAGUCUCUGGGCAUGGAAAGGCUCUUGCAUGUGGUAAACGCGUUUCUGAGGCAGUCGUACACCUAUCCACCUCUCUUAACCUUUGGUGGUAAGACAUCCUUCGUUUUUCUUGUUGAUGCUUAUGGCACGGAGGUGAGCUGCUCCUCUACACAGAGUUCGUCCCAGGAAGCGGCAUCUUGGCCUCGGAGUCCCAGGCCCUCCGGACAGCCUCUCUCUGGCAGGCUGGUUGCGGGCAUGGGAUUCAGCCAAGGUGUAGUGGAGCAGGUCUUCUUCUAGAUUUUCCCAUUUGUUGUGACUAAUGCACCGUUUAUAUUUCUUCCCCUACAAAUACCUCCUUGGAUAACACAGCUUUACAUGGUGAGAACCAUGCUAGAGUCCCUCAUUGCAGACAAAAGUGGUGCCAAGAAAACCCUGAGAAGUAGCCUUGAGGGGCCCACCAUAUUGGACAUAGAAAAGUUCCAUCGAGAGUCCUUCUUCUACACACACUUGAUAAAUUUCAGUGAAACACUGCAGCAGUGCUGUGACCUUUCCCAGCUCUGGUUCCGAGAGUUCUUCCUGGAGCUGACCAUGGGCAGGAGGAUCCAGUUCCCCAUUGAGAUGUCCAUGCCCUGGAUUCUGACUGACCACAUUCUCGAGACCAAGGAGGCGUCCAUGAUGGAGUAUGUCCUCUACUCCCUGGACCUGUACAAUGACAGCGCCCACUACGCGCUCACCAAGUUCAACAAGCAGUUUCUCUAUGACGAAAUCGAGGCGGAGGUGAAUCUGUGUUUUGACCAAUUUGUUUACAAACUGGCAGACCAGAUAUUUGCGUAUUACAAAGUUAUGGCAGGAAGUUUGCUUCUGGACAAACGGUUACGAUCAGAAUGCAAGAACCAGGGCGCCACGAUCCACCUGCCGCCGUCCAACCGCUACGAGACGCUGUUGAAGCAGAGACACGUGCAGCUACUCGGAAGAUCCAUUGAUCUCAAUCGUCUGAUUACGCAGCGUGUCUCAGCGGCCAUGUAUAAAUCUCUAGAACUGGCAAUUGGGCGGUUUGAAAGUGAAGAUUUGACAUCAGUGGUCGAGCUGGAUGGCCUCUUAGAAAUCAACCGCAUGACACACAAGCUGAUGAGCAAGUACCUCACACUGGACAGCUUUGACGCCAUGUUCCGGGAAGCCAACCACAAUGUGUCUGCGCCUUAUGGAAGGAUUACCCUCCAUGUCUUCUGGGAGCUGAACUAUGACUUCUUGCCCAACUACUGCUAUAAUGGCUCCACCAACCGAUUUGUUCGGACAGUAUUGCCAUUUUCUCAGGAAUUUCAGCGAGACAAACAGCCCAAUGCACAGCCCCAGUAUCUGCAUGGAUCCAAGGCUCUGAACCUCGCCUACUCCAGCAUUUACGGCAGCUACCGGAACUUUGUGGGGCCUCCUCACUUCCAGGUCAUCUGCCGGCUGCUCGGCUACCAGGGCAUCGCGGUGGUCAUGGAAGAGCUGCUGAAGGUUGUCAAGAGCCUGCUGCAAGGCACGAUCCUGCAGUACGUGAAAACCCUGAUGGAGGUGAUGCCCAAGAUCUGCCGCCUUCCCCGCCAUGAGUAUGGCUCUCCUGGCAUCCUGGAGUUCUUCCACCACCAGCUGAAGGACAUUGUGGAGUAUGCAGAGCUGAAGACAGUGUGCUUCCAGAACCUGCGGGAGGUGGGCAAUGCUGUCCUCUUCUGCCUGCUCAUCGAGCAAAGCCUGUCUUUAGAAGAAGUGUGUGACCUGUUGCAUGCAGCCCCGUUCCAGAAUAUCUUGCCUCGAGUCCACGUGAAAGAGGGGGAGAGAGUUGACGCCAAAAUGAAAAGGCUAGAAUCCAAGUAUGCGCCGCUGCACCUUGUCCCGCUGAUAGAAAGGCUGGGAACCCCACAGCAAAUUGCUAUCGCAAGAGAAGGGGACUUACUGACCAAGGAGCGACUUUGCUGUGGUCUAUCCAUGUUUGAGGUCAUCCUGACACGGAUCCGGACCUUUCUGGAUGAUCCCAUCUGGCGUGGGCCUCUGCCCAGCAAUGGGGUCAUGCAUGUGGAUGAGUGUGUGGAGUUUCACAGACUGUGGAGUGCCAUGCAGUUUGUGUACUGCAUUCCCGUGGGGACACACGAGUUCACAGUGGAGCAGUGUUUUGGAGAUGGGCUCCACUGGGCUGGCUGCAUGAUCAUUGUACUGCUUGGACAGCAGCGCCGCUUUGCAGUGUUGGAUUUCUGCUACCAUCUUCUCAAAGUCCAGAAACAUGACGGCAAAGAUGAGAUUAUCAAAAAUGUGCCACUGAAGAAGAUGGUGGAGAGGAUCCGUAAGUUCCAGAUUCUCAACGAUGAGAUCAUCACUAUCCUGGACAAGUACUUGAAGUCUGGUGAUGGGGAGAGCACGCCUGUGGAACAUGUCCGCUGCUUCCAGCCGCCCAUCCACCAGUCCCUAGCUAGCAGCUAAGGGCUAAGUUCACACCAUCCUGUAACUGACGGCAUGUUUGUCCUUAUGUUAAUUAUAUUGACAUUUUUAGGGGCUAUUUUGAACCUACUUGAGGGGGUGCUUUUUGAUCUGAAAGCUUAACUUUAUAAAACUUAUUUUUCUAAACUAAAAAAUUGUAUAUGCCUUUGGAAUUGGGAGGUAUGAGAAUACUGGUUGCCAGUUGUUGCCAUUGCUAUGAUGGUCUUAACAGGUAUUUUUAUGUUGAAUGUUCUAGUAGCUAGUUAUAAAAAUACUGAAUUAGCCUGUAAGAAGCAUAACGCCAACUAAUUGUAUUUAAAAAAUUCCCUACCAAUUUCUAUUAAACUUAAUGAGUAGCUGCUUUGUUUAGGGAUUUUUCUGAUGGUCUUUUAGGAAAUCUUUUCUAAGUCAUUGCUCCCUUUUAUGCCAAAACAGUGAAAUUGUUUCCUCUGCUUCCACCAAAUCCAGUAAUGUCAGUCUGAUUUGUAAGAUAUGACUUACAGAUUAGAGAAAUAAAAGUUAUGGUAAUCUG
Messenger RNA from Myodes glareolus (Bank vole), 4819 nucleotides. The record is from RefSeq and is a predicted model, not a curated record. Lineage: Eukaryota; Metazoa; Chordata; Mammalia; Rodentia; Cricetidae.